AACUGAAAUUAUCGAUGUUUUCAUUAAUGUGCUAUGAAAAUUUGUAGACAUCGGACUCUUUUGAAUUAUUUGUUUAAAUCAGAAACGUAUAAAUUUCCACCAAAUAAAUUUCAGUAAUGGCAGCAAAGGUGACAACGGGCCUAACUGGCUUGGCAGUAGCAAGCAAUCCUCAUCACACUCUGGGGGCUCUUUACGGAAAAAUUUUACGAGCUCUUUCUAAAAUGCCUCAAGAUGCUUCUUAUCGAAAAUAUACUGAAAAAGUGGUUCAAAAUAGACUCAAAGCUGUCGACACGCACAAGGACGUAACUGCUUUGGAAAAAGAGAUUGCAAGCGGUCAAGUGGAGGAAUUGAUAGUGCAAGCGGAAAAUGAACUUAUUUUAGCACGAAAAAUGCUAGGUUGGAAGCCUUGGGAAAGUUUAGUGAAGCCACAACCACCAAAACAGUGGAUUUGGCCACCAGCAAAAAUUGUCGAACCUAAAGUGUAAUAUAUAAUUGUAAUAAAUGCAACGGUCCAUAAUACCUGAAUUAAAUAUUUACUUAUAAAUUUCAAAGAGUUAUUGUAGAAUUAUUAUUAUUCAAAAUUUUAAAAUUUAUGAGUGAUAUGUUGAUGCAUUGGUGGCAGGAUCAGUUUUCGUUUAGAAGAGAUUUAAACAAAAACUAAUUAGCCACUCAAUUUUUUGUGCUGUGCUCUAUGUUAUUGUUAUUAAAACAUAUUCAUUUAAAUACAAAUAUAAAUUGGUCAGUAUCCGAAAUAAUCCCAAAAAGUAAACGAGCUCCUGCAUGAAAUGUAUUCUAAAUAAAUAGGCUGUUUUUAUCAGAUGCAUGACACUGUGCAAAAUCGGAUGAUAGUGGCCGUGAAUUAGACCGUUCACCUUUAUUUUGGAAGCGAUAUGUAUAUGCAUAUACAUACAUAUUUACAUACAUACUAGUGCUUGGCAUAUUGCAUAUUUACACAUACAUACCGUAGUUUUUUAUGCAGUUGUCAAUACACUACACAAUUUGCUUUGCCGUUGUUUCAAACAUAACAUACUUGUAUUACAUCUUAGAUUAAAACUCACAAAGCUUUAAGCAUUCUAAGGUAAAGAAAAACAGGUUCUUCCUGGUUAUUUAAAAAAACAACACUUGCUGAGUUUACCGUUGAUCACUGAUAACUGAGGAUUUUAUUUCUUAAACUUUCUUAUUUAUGUAUAAUGAAUAUUUGAUUACUUCACAGUAUUUAAUUUGGUUUACAAUUCUUGGAAAAUUCAUUUGACAAUAUUCAAAUCGCUUAACAAAAUUAUGAUUACUUCACAAUAUUCAAUAGUUCAUUGGUUUUAAUAAUUGUUGUUUAUAAAGCAGUAAAGUUUAAAUAAAGGAAGUUGAAAAAAAUA
Anastrepha ludens (Mexican fruit fly) is the source of this 1370-nucleotide messenger RNA. It is a transcript of the gene ND-13B, whose product is annotated as NADH dehydrogenase [ubiquinone] 1 alpha subcomplex subunit 5. NCBI's taxonomy places the organism in Eukaryota, Metazoa, Arthropoda, Insecta, Diptera, Tephritidae. Gene Ontology annotation, biological process: respiratory electron transport chain. The transcript is spliced from 3 exons. The coding region runs from base 117 to 485 and encodes 122 amino acids. The record is from RefSeq and is a predicted model, not a curated record.